UUCAGACAGACAAACAGUGAGACACGAGACCAAAGCUGCUGAUCUGAACCCGGACCUUCAGACCUCCAAAAACCACCAUCAGGACAUCAGGAUGUUGUGUCCCAGCGUCUUCCAGCCGUCCCCCGUCACCAUGAGGCCUUUCCUGGAUCUGCACUGGCCGGUCCGCAGCCUGUGGCCCGAGACCCGGCCACUCAUCUACCACAUCGAGCAGGAGAUGAUCCGCCACAUGCAGGAGAUGAGGCAGAGCAUGGAGUACAUGGAGAGGCUGCACCAGAAGAUCUUUGAUGAGAUCGACCAGACCUCCUCCUCCACGGGGGUCUUCAAGCCCAUCACCUUCCAGGACCUGGGGAGGGACGGCAGCAGCUUUGCCCUCAGCCUGGACACUAAGGAGUUCUCCCCGGAGGAGCUGUCAGUCAAACAGGUGGGCAGGAAGCUGAGGGUUAGCGGCAGGACGGAGAAGAAGCAGGAGGACGGGAAGGGGUCCUACUCCUACAGGUGUCAGGAGUUCAGACAGGAGUUCGACCUGCCUGAUGGCGUCGAUCCUGAGGCCGUCACUUGCUCCCUGGUGGGUGGCCAGCUGCAGAUCCAGGCGCCCCGGGAGAAAGCUUUGAAUGAUGGGAAAGAGAGGGUGGUCCCCAUCAGCCUCACCUCUGCCCCAGCCAUCUCCUCCUCCUCCUCCUCCGGUGGGGGGCCAGAGGGGAGCAGCACCUCCUCCUCAGAGAGUGGCCCUGCUGAGAAAAACUGAACUGAAAAGACACAGAGUGAACCAUCUCAUCUACUGUCCCAUCUUUGUUGUAUCAGUGUGGUUUUACUGUGAGACGGACGGAGGGAACACGAAGCUCAUUUUCUUUUUAUAACAAACGUCUCAUGUGAUGUUUAAGUGUCUCACAGUGAAUUCUGAUUUAUUCUGGUCUGAGUGACGAGCUGGAUGAUGUCAGGAUAAUUUGUGGAAAUCCUUCACAGGAAAAAUUAUUCUAUCAAGAAAUUCUUCUUUCAUUUGUCGUUUUCUUUCUCAAAAUUGGGAGUCAUUGUGAGGAACCUUCUCAUUAUCAUGAGAUACUAAAUUAUGUUCAUGUUCAGAUACACAGAGUGAACCAUCUCAGCUAUUCACCCAUCUUUGUUGAAGGAGGGAACAUGAAGCGGAUUUUCUUUACUGGCACUUUGACUUUGAGCAGCUGACUGUUUAUAAUAAACGUAUUGUUUCAUGUUUGAUUUAUUUUGGUCACAUGUUUUAGUUUCCUGUCUGAGUCCAUCAGUGGGGACAGGUUAAAGAACUGAAACAGUUUUAGCUGGAUGUUCCUAAUAAACUGAGUAAGAUCA
Messenger RNA from Toxotes jaculatrix (banded archerfish), 1320 nucleotides. RefSeq names its product heat shock protein beta-11-like. NCBI's taxonomy places the organism in Eukaryota, Metazoa, Chordata, Actinopteri, Toxotidae. The transcript has a single exon. Gene Ontology annotation, biological process: response to heat; protein refolding. Bases 92 to 745 code for a protein of 217 amino acids. The record is from RefSeq and is a predicted model, not a curated record. Gene Ontology annotation, molecular function: protein folding chaperone.